Perkinsus marinus ATCC 50983 is the source of this 747-nucleotide messenger RNA. RefSeq names its product 60S ribosomal protein L13, putative. The transcript is spliced from 3 exons. Gene Ontology annotation, cellular component: ribosome; cytosolic large ribosomal subunit. Gene Ontology annotation, molecular function: structural constituent of ribosome; RNA binding. Bases 13 to 636 code for a protein of 207 amino acids. The record is from RefSeq and is a predicted model, not a curated record. Gene Ontology annotation, biological process: translation. Lineage: Eukaryota; Perkinsozoa; Perkinsida; Perkinsidae.
CAGUAAUCAACCAUGGCGGUCAAGCACAACAACGUUAUCCCUAACAUCCACUUCCGCAAGUACUGGCAGAAGCACAUCAAGACCUGGUUCGACCAGCCCGCCCGAAAGCACCGUCGUCGUCUCACUCGUCAGUCCAAGGCCGCCGCCGCUUACCCCAGGCCUUCUGCUGGUCUCUUGAGGCCCGUGGUUCGUCCCCCUACCCAGAGGUACAACUACAAGCUUCGCCUCGGUCGUGGCUUCACCGUCGAGGAGCUCGCCGCUGCUGGUAUCUCCGUCAAGCUUGCCCCCACUAUCGGUAUCAAGGUCGACAAGCGUCGUCACAACAAGUCCGAGGAGUCUCUCGCUCUUAAUGUCGAUCGCUUGAACCAGUACAAGGCCAAGCUCGCUGUCUUCCCCAGAGGUUCGAAGGCCAAGAAGGGUGACACUGCCCGUGCUGAGCUCGCCAACGCUACUCAGAACACUUGCAAGACUAUCAUCCCUGUCCCCACUGCUCGUGUUGUGGAGCAUGCCCGUGCCAUCACCAAGGCUGAGCGUGAGACCUCCGCCUACACUACUCUCCGUCAGUCUCGUAUCACCAAGAAGAUGGCUCCCAAGCGUGCCAAGGCUGCUGAGGACAAGGCCAACGCCGAGAAGUAGAUUUCAACAAGGGCUGGUUACUGAUGAUGGUGUUCACAGGGGCUUAUACUAGGAUGUGAAUGUCGCUAUAGGAUCGUUGUCGAUCUGUUUGCUUCUGGACCCGCCAUAGUA